Rhodotorula graminis WP1 is the source of this 714-nucleotide messenger RNA. RefSeq lists its product as uncharacterized. The transcript is spliced from 3 exons. Gene Ontology annotation, molecular function: RNA polymerase II cis-regulatory region sequence-specific DNA binding; DNA-binding transcription factor activity, RNA polymerase II-specific. Gene Ontology annotation, cellular component: nucleus. Gene Ontology annotation, biological process: regulation of transcription by RNA polymerase II. NCBI's taxonomy places the organism in Eukaryota, Fungi, Basidiomycota, Microbotryomycetes, Sporidiobolales, Sporidiobolaceae. The record is from RefSeq and is a predicted model, not a curated record. The coding region runs from base 1 to 714 and encodes 237 amino acids.
AUGCCGCAGCGCAACGACCACGACGGCGGGUCCGAGUCGCCAAAGGGCAAGCCGCACCCGUCGCUGUCGCGCGUCGGUGGGCGCCAGGUCGCGCCGGGCAAGAAGAAGCCGUUCGCGUGCGCAUACGACGAGUGCUUCAAGUCGUUUACGAGGAGGAGCGACCUCGUGCGCCACGUGCGCAUCCACACCGACGAGCGGCCGUUCCACUGCAGCCAUGGAGAUUGCGACAAGUCGUUUAUCCAGCGCUCGGCCCUCACGGUUCACGAGCGCACGCACACGGGCGAGCGCCCGCACAUGUGCGUCGACUGCGGGAGGCCGUUCGCCGACUCGAGCUCCCUCGCCCGUCACCGCCGCGUCCAGUGCGUCCUCCUCCCUCUUUCUACUCGGUCUCGACCUCGUACAGCCACUGACCGCGAGCUUCGUGCAGCACUGGGAGUCGCCCCUACGUCUGCGAGGCGCCCGGGUGCGAGCGCACGUGAGCCUCCCUUUUCCUCUCCUUUCCCCUCUCUCUCCGUCUCAGUCUCAGUCACUGACUCGGUCUGCUCGACCGCAGCUUCUGCCGCAAGACGACCCUGUGCAAGCACAUCGCGCGCCACCACCCCGACUACGACGGCGAGCCGCCGCUCUUCAAGCCCGACAACAUCGCCGACGGCAAGCCGCCCGCGCCCAUGUCGGCUCAGGGCGCCAUCGCCACGUCCAUGGUGUCGGCCCUGA